ACCGCAGUAUCAGCACAGUUCUGCAUCAGUCAUCUAAACUCUGCGGCAUGCGGACUAGAUUCAGGGGGAGGGAAUAUAACGGGUCUGUGAGUGUAGCAUCGGCUUCAUAGUCGUCACCAUCCGUAAUCAGAUACUGUCGACAGUGUCGGGUUUCUCAUUCAUUUCUUUCGGGGGAAAGUCUUUAUCCACGCACAUGAUCCAAGGCUUCUGUGUUUGACUAAUUGGUGCUGCUUAUUUGACAGAGCCGCACAGUAACUGGCGUUACAGUUUAGGCCGCACACCUGAGAGGGCUAUUUCACCCUAAACCAAAGAACCGGUAGACCAACAAGACGUCAACAUGGCAAAGGAUGCAGAGAAGAGCACUUGGAAGGAGUUUAUCUGGAACCCGAGGACGCGGGAGUUCCUGGGCAGAACUGCGAGCAGCUGGGGUCUGAUCCUGCUCUUCUACCUGGUGUUCUACAUCUUCUUGGCGGGGGUGUUCGUUCUCACCAUGUACGUGAUGCUGCAGACCCUGGACGACCACAAACCCACCUGGCAGGACAGGCUGUCCACUCCAGGAAUGAUGAUCAGACCCAGAGGGGAAGCUCUGGAGAUUGUGUACAACACUGAGGACACAGAGAGCUGGGACAGUUAUGCUCAGGCACUGGACAAGUUCCUGAACCCGUAUAACGACUCCUUCCAGGCCCAGACGAACGACAUGUGCACACCGGAUCAGUACUUCGUGCAGGACGACAGUGGAGACGUAAAGAACAACCCCAAACGCUCCUGCCAGUUCAAUCGCACCGUGCUGGAAGAAUGCUCCGGAAUAAAUGACCGUUACUAUGGAUACCAGGAUGGCAAGCCGUGCAUCAUUAUCAAGCUGAACCGGGUAAUCGGGUUGUUGCCAGGAAAGGACGGCCAGGCUCCUUAUGUCACCUGUGGACCAAAGAGGAUUAGAAUUGGCAAAGAUGAAUGGAAAGAAGACAGCGACUCGAUUGGAUCCCUGAUAUAUUACCCUCCCAACGGUACCUUCAACCUGAUGUACUAUCCGUACUACGGCAAGAAAGCUCAGGUGAACUACUCCCAGCCUCUGGUGGCCAUUAAGUUCGCCAACAUCACCGCCAACGUGGAUGUGAACGUUGAGUGCAGGAUCAACGCAAACAACAUUCCUUCCGGCAGCGAAAGAGACAAGUUUGCCGGGAAAGUGUCUUUCAAACUAAGAAUCAACACAAAAAAAUAGAUACAUCCUCCCUUACAACACCCCCUCCUCCUCCACCCCCCACACCCGUGUCAUCUCUUCAUUCUGUGCACAAGUACACACUGACAGAAACUACCAGCCGGAGGAACACCCCUCAGAGAAAAUCUAAAACAUGUUUACAACUCUCCGCUCCUCCGGUCGAUUGGACAUUGUGUGUCCUGUUGCAUGAGAGGAGGAGGAUGAGAGGGGGAAGAGGAGGUCGAGAGGAGUGGAGGAGUGGGGGAGAAAGAGAGGGUUUUCUUCCUGGCUCGGUUUCUGUCUGUGCGCUUUGGGAUGAAUCAUUUUCGGUAAAUUAGUUUGAGGUGAAGUAUAUUUAUACUGCAUGAGUAACUAGGACCUAUAGAGGACAUUAACAUGUAUGAUUUGAACGUUUGCCAGGAGAGACAGCGCAGCAUAUCUGCUUCCUGUUGUCUCCUUCCCGAUGGCUCUCUAUAGAGUACCCCUCUAAGUGUGAAUAUACACAUAAUACCACAGUGUGUAUAUCUAUUUAUACAGUAUCAUAACCUUAUAUCAGUAUGUCUAUUUUGUUGCACUUAAAAUAAUAAUCAAACAAGCGAAAUGAAUAACUCAUGUUUUGGUGGAUCGAGGCAGGAGCUAAGUGCAUGUGUGUGUUGUCUUUAGUGUCCUAAGAGGCCUCUUGUCUCAGUUUAAUGCUGUUUGUCAAUUAUUAAUGAGGAUCUGUCAUACUGACCACCAG
Messenger RNA from Osmerus eperlanus (European smelt), 1934 nucleotides. RefSeq names its product ATPase Na+/K+ transporting subunit beta 2b (gene atp1b2b). Gene Ontology annotation, cellular component: sodium:potassium-exchanging ATPase complex. NCBI's taxonomy places the organism in Eukaryota, Metazoa, Chordata, Actinopteri, Osmeriformes, Osmeridae. The transcript is spliced from 8 exons. Bases 338 to 1219 code for a protein of 293 amino acids. The record is from RefSeq and is a predicted model, not a curated record. Gene Ontology annotation, molecular function: ATPase activator activity. Gene Ontology annotation, biological process: intracellular potassium ion homeostasis; intracellular sodium ion homeostasis; sodium ion export across plasma membrane.